CCGCUGCCUCUUGUAGCGGAGGAAUGCCCCUGCUACAUCUGCCGCGUCGGGACGCGGAGCUCUGUCAGAUGUGUCCCUGGGACUGCAGCCGCUCGUCUUUAACAAGGACCAUGUUUCUCGAAACAACAUGGUAGACCUCUUGAGCGUGGACGGCCAACACUGAUCUACUCACCACGUUAAGGAGAAGCCAGACUUCCGCUCAUCUUGUCGUUGGCUCCUCAGCAUGGCCCCUUAACUCCCCCCACCAGCCGCCAGGACUCAGUGUUGCACUCCGAGCCAUCAGACGGACUCCCGCUCCGCUUUUCCCUGUGUCGCUCUACCAACUCCUGAAGAUCCGUCAAGAUGUUUUCUGCCCUGAAGAAGCUGGUGGGCUCUGAGCCGGGCCAGCUCCGAGACAAGAACAUCCCAGCUGGGCUGCAGUCCAUGAACCAAAGCCUGCAGCGGCGCUUCGCUAAAGGGGUCCAGUACAACAUGAAAAUCGUCAUCCGGGGCGACAGGAACACCGGGAAGAGCACUUUAUGGCACCGACUGCAGGGCAAGAAGUUUGUGGAGGAGUAUAUUCCCACUCAGGAGAUCCAGGCCACGAGCAUCCACUGGAACUACAAGACUACUGAUGAUGUGGUGAAGGUGGAGGUGUGGGACGUGGUAGACAAAGGCCAAAAAUAUCCUCUUCCCGAAGGUGUAGGCAAAGGGAAACGGCGCGGGGACAACUUAAAACUGGAGAACGAGCCCCAAGAGUCGGACGAGGUGGCUCUGGAUGCCGAGUUCCUGGACGUCUACAAGAACUGCAAUGGAGUCAUCAUGAUGUUUGACAUUACCAAGCAGUGGACGUUUAACUACAUCCUGCGGGAGCUGCCCAAAGUGCCCACGCACGUUCCCGUGUGCGUGCUGGGGAACCACAGAGACAUGGGCGAGCACCGGGUCAUCCUGCCCGACGACAUCCGGGACCUGAUCGCCGGACUCAACAGACCGAUGGGCUCGUCUUACAUCCACUACGCCGAGUCGUCCAUGAAGAACGGCUUCGGCUUGAAGUACCUGCACCGGUUCUUCAACAUCCCCUUCCUCCAGCUGCAGAGGGAGACGCUGCUGAGGCAGCUGGAGACCAACCAGCUGGACAUGGACGCCACGCUGGAGGAGCUGUGUGUGCAGCAGGAGACGGAGGAUCAGAACUACGACAUCUUCCUGGAGAACCUGGAGUCUCGCAGUAAAGGCUUCGGCUCUCCCGGUCCGGCCAACGGUCAGAGCCCGUCCUCGGGCUCUCAGUCGCCGGUCGUCCCCCCCAGCGGCGCCUCGACGGGCAGCUCCAGCCCCAGCACCCCGCAGCCUCCCGUCCCCCCCCAGGCGCUCCCUCAGUCGCCGGCGUCGACGGCCUCUCCCGCACCUCAGCCGGCAGUGGCGGCUUUGGCGGGUGGCGGCGCACCGUCGCCCACGGCUGAAAUGAAACCCUCGGCGGUUCAGUCACCAGAACACCUCCAGUCGGCCGCGGCGGCGUCGCAGAAACGCGGCUUCAUAUCUCGCUGGUUCGGAUCGUCUCCCGCUGCCGAGGCUGCGGCUGCCGGGCCAGAGGAGCCGGCCGCCCCGGCGUGUCCCGCCAAGGUGCAGAGCGUGGACGACUUCGUGCCGGACGAGCGACUGGACAGAAGUUUCCUGGAGGACAGCCUCCCCUCCAAAAACAAGACGGCCCAGCCGGCCCCGGCCCCGACUCCAGCUGUGGACAGCGACAGCGAUGGGGAGGGCAGAGGGAACCCCAUGGUGUCCGGCUUCCAGGACGAGCUCGACCCCGACGACACCGAGCCCGGCCUGCCCCAGCCCAAGACCCUGCCCCCCAGCAAAGACAUCACCCUGACCAGUGACGAGGAGGAGGGGGUCCCAGCGCCUCCGCUGGUCACACAGGACCAGGACCUGGACAGUGAGCCUGACCUGAAAGCGCCUGUGAUCCACAUCACUAAACCAAAGGGUCCGUCUAAACCGGUGGAGCCCCGGGGUCCCAACGCGGCCCCCAUCUCCCUCACUUUGACCCCUACGACUGAGCAGCCGGCUCGACACCAGACCAAGAAGAAGGCGGGCACGCCCAGAGCCGAGGACUCGGACACGGACCCCGAGGCCCCCGUGGCUCAGCAGAUGCUCUCGUUCGUCAUGGACGACCCGGACUUCGAGUCUGAAGCUUCAGACACUCCAAAAAUAGCAAAGGAAGCGUUCCCGGUCAGAGACGAGCUUCUGUCCGACCUCUCCGACGAUGACGUGCAGCUGGCCAAGGUGCCCGAGCCGCUGAAGCCCACCGUCAUCUCCUUCAAGCCCAAGGACGACGCCGACCUGUUCGGCCUGGGAUUCCAGGAGGAGGCUCCGCCCACCAAGGACAGCAGCGAGGACCAGGAAGAGAAAGAAGGCAAGCAUCCGUCUAAGGACAAGAAGAAGAAGAAGAAGAAGAGCAAAGAGGAGGACGACAAGAACAAGAAGAAACACAAACACAAGAAGAAGGAGAAGGACGAGGCCGCGGCCGGGGACGACAAAGAGAAGAAGAAGAAGAAGUCGUCCCGGAGCAAGAAGACCGACGUGGACGAGCUGGAGGACUUUCUGGGCGGCGGCGGGGCGGCGGCGGUCAAGAGAGACGACGGCGACUACGAGGAGCUCUAAGAGCACCGCCGUGUUGACUCUGUGUGCGUAAAGCAGCGUCUCCAAGCCAUACGCCCCGGUCAGACCUACCCCAGGACCCCGGUACGUACGCCCCACCCCUCAUCUGCACUACUGCUGUCACUUCCAUUCCAACCCGGCCGGAGCGCACGAGGAUGCCGCCCGCCGCACGUACUCUACCGAGCCGAGACUCCAGACUGAACGGUCCCAUCCAAACUGUAAAUACGGUUCUGCUGUCGUGUGUCCGUGUGGUCGGUGUGAUAACGGAGAGCAUGCUCACAGUGACCACUCACUCCUUACUUUAUUUCUUUUCUACUUGUCGAUGGCAGAUUCUGUCUCGUGACUCAUAACGAACUCUGAUUCAAAGAAGGUCUUCAGAAGUUUACGUCCACGCUAAGUCAGCUAAAUCUCAAUAUCCGUGAGGAAUUGUUUACGGAGACGCCACCGCUUUGGGUCAUAAUCUCCUAAUAAUUCAUUGUUUUCAUGAAAUUGAUCACAUCAAGGUUUGUUACCAGUGCUGUCAAACGGUUUUAGAGCUGCUGCCUCUCCCUGUGCUAUGGUUGCUACUUCGCUACACUUCUCUUCACCAGUCAGAGUAACAUUAGCAUUAGUUACCUUUAGCAUUGCAGCCAGUGAAACGCCAGCUUCUUGUUUUUAAUCUUUCUUCUUCCACUAUUUGAAAAAGUUCUUUUUCUUUUCAUUAUUUCAAGAAACUCCUGCUUAUCUUUUUAAUCAUGAAGUAACUCCCAGGAACAUAAAAGAUGGAACCAUAGCGUUAGCUUGUAGCUGGUAUUGGCUACACCAUCUGACGGAGUACUUUUAAGAUAACGACCUGAUGGGAGAUAUUUGCUUUUAAUCAUGAGAAUAAAUUUAUAUUGAAGUUACUUUCCAAUGAACCUGAAAAGGAUUUAAAUUAUCAAAAUAAAGAGAGAAGUACAAAAAGUGAUGGAAUUGAGCAUUUCCCACGCUGUGCGGCAGGUUGGGAACUAACUCUAGAAAGGAGCUAGCUUAGCGUGGACGUCCUCUCGUUAGCCAAACUCUGCGGCUGCGGCCAUGUGUUCCAUAGUCGCUUUCGUGUCAUUCUGAAGUCGCUGGAACUAACGCUCGCUUGCGACCGCGCCGUGCACCGUUGGCGUGCUCCACCCCCCGGGGCUGCGUUCAAACUCCUCCCUGCGUUUCCUGCUGCUCGGCCUCAACGGAGGCCACCGGGAGGGACAGAACCUGUUCUCACUGGAACCUGUGGCGCCGCUCGGUGGGCUCUCACUGUGGUCUCGGCCCUCCAGCGGGGGUCCGAGUCGCUCUUAAAACCUGACGUAAGAUUGCAGUGAAUCGGUGUAUUUGUUUGUUUGAUCCUCUGUAACUUUUCCUCAUUGAGUUAUUUAUUGCUUCUUCCAUUGCAAAGUGUCUGUCUUGUUUUGUCUUUGUGUGUGUGUGUGUGUGUGUGUGUGUGUGUUUUUUUUUCCCCCCCUCCAUCCAACCUCCAUCCAAAAGGGUCAUCUCAUAUCUCUGAAUUUUUACUCCGUCUCCCUUGAAAGCUAAAGCUACGCGAUGGAUCCUUUUUAAUGUCUGAAUGUGUGAGAACUUUAAGGACGUUUGUUCGAGAACUUCAACACUUUUGUUUUUGUAACCUAACCAAGUAUUUGGGCUUGUAAUACCGCUUUGUACCACAAGAGGGUGCAGUGAGUCACGUCGGCGCAGAUUCCCACUGAGUUAGUUCAGAAGUCAAGGCUUCACCAGCAGUUGGAUGAUGAACAGACUAGAUGCUGCAGCCAACAGAAGACGCCAAUGGUUACCAAAUCUUCCGUGUUCUAUCUUUAAAAGUCACAAUGUAAAAUCUGUCUGAAGCAGCUUAGACUCUGUCAUCAAAGUGUUGGACUAUGGCUAGCCUGUUAGAUGGUUCAGUGAAUCCCUCCGCAGUCUGCCUUAUAAUACCCGUUUACCACACUUGAGGCUGCUGCGAGUCGUUUUAAAUUGGGAGUUUAUGGUUCAUGCUAACUGUCAUUCAGACAAACAGACUGCACCUCCCCUAAAGACCCCAAGCAGCUUAAAUCGGAAGUAUCGUACCUUUAGACCGUCACUGCUUUCUGUCUGGAGUUUUACAGACACAAGCCAGUUGAAGCAUGGCCAGUCUUGCAAUACCGUGUUCUACCACAAGGUGGUGCAUUGAGUCAGUUUGACUCUUCCCAUAAAAAAGAAACGGCAGAUUUUAUCUCUCGCAAACAACGAACAACAAACUGCAAAAAAAGAAGAAAAAGUGACUGUGCUGCCACCCGGUGCACAAACGUGGUAUUACUGAAAUCUUACGUACUGUACCUUUUAAAAAAAAAAAAAAAUAUGAAAAAUCUUCACUGCUUUGAUUUUUAAUGUUUAGUUUUCAUACAUCUCAGAGAGACUCACACAUGAACACACUCGGUUUACAAAGAAAACACUGUUUGAUAUUCCAAAGUUGAAACUAUGCAGCAUUGAUCCUGAAUACUGUUUCCUCCCGUUGUUUCUUUCUUUCUGUAUCGUCAUGACGACGUGUCAGAGCCACGCUAAAAAAAUAGAGAAAUAAAGAUUUUUAUUUUUACAUUCUGAGUUUGAAGUCGACGUGAUGCAAUAAUGGCAAAAACUCUUCAAUCUUGAUUUUGAUUCAGCUUUCUUUGAGGAAAAAAACUUUACUUUUCAUUGAAGCUCUUCUUGACUUUCUCUUCAAUUCUUCGCAUCGUACUUUUAUCCUCUAUUUAUCCUCAAUAUUUCAGCGUUAGUUCCAGUUUGUUUUUUAUAUUUCAGCUGCAUUUUUCUUUUUCCUGAUGUAUCCAUCACAUUUCUAUCUUCUCAGCGCUUUUUGUCAUAACUGGCCAGGUAUCGGUUUAUUUUGACGUCGUUGAUGGCUUUUCAACUCACCGUCCCCGCUCUGCCCUUCAUAUUUUCAAUCUUCCCACUUUAUUCUCGAUACAUUGAGAUUGAAAUUUUAUUCAUUUUUCACUUAGUAGGGUUCUCAGCUGCUCGCCUCUUCUUUUUUGAUAUAUCAAAAAUAUUCCAACAUAAUGAUGGACUUUGUUUCUUUUCUUAACUUUAUUCCUGAUUUUUAGACUGGUUUUUUUUUUUGUUUUUGUAACAUCUCAAUUUUCAACCUGAGUUCACAACAUGUGGACUUCAGUCUCCCAAUACCCAUAUUUUUCAGGCAUAUCUCAACUUUACCUUGAGCUUGUUCUCAACCUGUCAACUGUAAGGUGGAUUAUUUUUCAUGGUUUUGUAUAUAACUUUUCAUCUUUCGCCUCUCUCCUCCACAUUUCGGCUGUCGACUUAAUUUUUUGACUUUGUUCUCAGACUGUAAAUUGAGCUAAAUGUUUUUUUGUUUUUGUGGCCUUGAACACGUCGUCGUACAUUGAGGAUGAAUGCUGACAGCACAGUUUCAAGCCAAGCACGAGACUUCAAUGUACAGCAGGAACAGAAUGUAUAGAGAAC
Salarias fasciatus (jewelled blenny) is the source of this 6081-nucleotide messenger RNA. RefSeq names its product RAB, member RAS oncogene family-like 6b (gene rabl6b). The record is from RefSeq and is a predicted model, not a curated record. Gene Ontology annotation, cellular component: cytosol; nucleus. The transcript is spliced from 17 exons. The coding region runs from base 343 to 2634 and encodes 763 amino acids. Gene Ontology annotation, molecular function: GTP binding. NCBI's taxonomy places the organism in Eukaryota, Metazoa, Chordata, Actinopteri, Blenniiformes, Blenniidae.